Bursaphelenchus okinawaensis is the source of this 1489-nucleotide messenger RNA. The record is from the annotation of a GenBank genome assembly. Lineage: Eukaryota; Metazoa; Nematoda; Chromadorea; Rhabditida; Aphelenchoididae.
AUGAUAUGUAAAUAUUAUCGUUCGGGUAAAUGUGAAUAUGGAAAUAAUUGCCGGUAAGUCAAUUUUUUUGUUUAUUUUGGUUGGGAACUUUAUAUUUUUUAUGUACUAUUUUAACAUUAAUGUUGUGUUAGACUUUAGAUAAUUCAACUUUUUUAGAUACGAUCACGUGAAAGAGAAGCCAACUGUACAAAAACCAGCCACUAAUAAACUACAAUUCAAAUCGAUCCGAAACGGGUUUAAUAAUAAUAUACAGGUAAGUAUAUCUUAACUUUCAUCUUAUGUUGGUUUAGGAUAAUAAAAAGAAGUCAGACGUUCCAUCUUCAUCUAAAGCUAACACAUCCACUACUACAACCAAAGCGUGCAAUUCCUGGGCAAAACCUUUAAAGUUCUCAGUGGAUGCGCCAGCGUUUGUUCCGCGAAAGUUACAGUUAGCUGAACUACAGUUAUGUCCUUAUUUUGAAGUUAGUGGGGAAUGUGCUAAAGGUAAGCAAUAUUGAGCCACCACAUCAUUUACCUUAAAAUUCUAAUGUCGUUGUGACGGUUAAUAAUUUUGUUUUAAGUUAAAGUAUUUAAUAAUGCUAGUAUAUAGUUUAAGCAUUGAAAAACGAAAUUUUAAAUUUACACUUUUCAUUGUUACCUAAAAUUAUAUUAUUGUAGAUUUUUUACUUUAUAGUAUUUAGUUAAUUGUACAUUUCAUGUUUUUUAGGAGAAGAAUGCCAACUAGUACAUGGAGAUUGCUGUGAGAUGUGUUGCCAGUUUGUUUUACAUCCAUAUAACGAGGAAAGUAGAAAGAAUCAUCACAGAGAUUGUCUAGCUGAACAUGAAAAGGCAAUGAAAGAAGCCUUUAUGGUGCAGGUAUCGAGUGACAAACAAUGCGGGAUCUGCAUGGAGAAUAUUGUGGAUAUUGGAGCUCGAUUCGGUAUUCUGCAGAACUGUCGACAUUGUUUUUGUUUAAAGUGCAUCAGGGAAUGGAGAAAGAAGGAGGAAUUUGAGAAGAAGGUUGUCAGGCAAGUUUUUUUAUUAUUAUGAAUGUAAAGAAUAAUUUAUUUUAUUAAUGCUAUAACACAAAAUACAUUACUAGAUCGUAAAAAUAUUUUAAAAUUGAUGCCUAAUUUUACGAAUCAAUUUUUGUUGCAGGUCGUGCCCAGAAUGCCGUGUUCGAAGCGACUUCAUCAUUCCGUCGUCUGUCUGGGUCGAAGAUCAAGAAGAAAAAGACGAAAUCAUAUCGACAUACCAACAGAACAUGAAGCAGAAAGUGUGUAAAUAUAUGGCUAGUGGUGUAGCAGAAGACUGUCCCUUUGGCAACAAAUGUUUCUACAAACAUCAACUGCCAGACGGCUCCAUCGUGCCAGGGAAGUCGCCUCAGGAGCUGAGAUCUCGAUUGAAUCGAAGGUAUAACCUGGCAGAUGCCUUUGAGAUUAUAUCGUCCAUGGAACUCAUCCAGUCGCGGCUAUUCGAGGACUUGUGGACGGACGACGAGUCGGAUUAA